AUGAUUUCCCAUCCUUCCUGUGUCCGAAGUCGGCUUGUUGAUCGACCUUGGUCAGAAACCCCAAAGCAUCCCGUUGUCCUUGCGCAUGGGCUUUUAGGUUUUGAUGAGUUGCGACUUGCUGGCCCUCUCCUUCCUGGAGUUCAGUACUGGCGCGGAAUUAAGGAAGCUUUGACCCUGAAAGGAGUCAAAGUCAUCACUGCAACUGUGCCUCCUUCAGGGUCCAUUGAGAUGCGCGCGAAGGAGCUGGUGAAGGAUAUAGAUGAGGGCGCUCAGGGAAAAGCUGUAAAUAUUAUCGCGGGUCUUGAUGCUCGGUACAUGAUAAGUCGUCUAAGACCGAAGAAGUUCAAGGUCUUGUCUUUGACAACAAUUGCAACUCCUCAUCGAGGUUCUGCGGUUGCAGAUUAUGUCCUUGAGCGGAUUGGCGACGAACGGCUACCCCAGUUAUAUUAUGCUCUCGGAAAAUUCAAGGUUGAAACUGGCGCCUUUUCUCAGUUGACGCGCAAGUACAUGGAAGAUACGUUCAAUCCAACGACGCCUGAUGUUGAGGACGUUCGUUACUUCAGCUACGGCGCAGCGAUGCAACCAAGCUUUUGGUCUAUGUUCCGCUUGUCCCAUCGCGUUCUCCAAGAGCUAGAAGGAUAUAACGAUGGGCUAGUCAGCGUCGCUAGCAGCAAAUGGGGAAAAUACAAAGGUACCCUUGAAGGGGUCAGCCACCUGGACCUGAUCAACUGGACCAACAAGUUCAAGUGGCUUGCGGGUGAGAUAACUGGAAACAGGCAACGGUCUGUGAAAUCUCUCCCUGGCCACGAGUCCGUCCACUAA
This is a messenger RNA of Aspergillus viridinutans, 822 nucleotides long. Its product is annotated as triglyceride lipase. Gene Ontology annotation, molecular function: triacylglycerol lipase activity. The transcript is spliced from 5 exons. NCBI's taxonomy places the organism in Eukaryota, Fungi, Ascomycota, Eurotiomycetes, Eurotiales, Aspergillaceae. The record is from RefSeq and is a predicted model, not a curated record. Bases 1 to 822 code for a protein of 273 amino acids.